This is a messenger RNA of Ornithorhynchus anatinus (platypus), 8029 nucleotides long. It is a transcript of the gene SLC4A7, whose product is annotated as solute carrier family 4 member 7. Lineage: Eukaryota; Metazoa; Chordata; Mammalia; Monotremata; Ornithorhynchidae. Gene Ontology annotation, molecular function: monoatomic anion transmembrane transporter activity; solute:inorganic anion antiporter activity; sodium:bicarbonate symporter activity. Bases 98 to 3859 code for a protein of 1253 amino acids. Gene Ontology annotation, cellular component: plasma membrane; basolateral plasma membrane; apical plasma membrane. Gene Ontology annotation, biological process: regulation of intracellular pH; monoatomic anion transport; transmembrane transport. The transcript has 26 exons. The record is from RefSeq and is a predicted model, not a curated record.
CGGAGAAGGCGGACAGCGACCGGUCCCGCGCCCUGGCCUCGUCCCGCACCGGGCCGCUCCCCGCACGGAGGCGGGCGCACGUUCUGGCGGCGGGGCCAUGGAGGCGGAGCGGGCUGGGGAGCAGAUGCGCCCGCUGCUCACCCGGGGUCCAGAUGAAGAAGCUGUUGUGGAUCUUGGGAAAACCAAUUCAACUAUAAAUACAAACUUCGAAAAGGAAGAACUAGAAAGUCAUCGAGCUGUCUAUAUUGGUGUGCACGUCCCAUUUAGUAAAGAGAAUCGUCGACGUCACAAGCACCGUGGACACAAGCAUCACCACCGAAGGAAAAAAGAUAAAGAAUCAGAUAGAGAAGAUGGGCGCGAAUCUCCUUCUUACGAUACACCUUCCCAACGAGUCCAGUUUAUCCUUGGUACUGAGGAUGAUGACGAAGAGCACAUUCCCCAUGAUCUCUUCACCGAAAUGGAUGAACUCUGUUUCAGGGAUGGAGAAGAAUAUGAAUGGAAAGAAACUGCUAGGUGGCUAAAAUUUGAAGAGGAUGUUGAAGAUGGUGGUGACAGGUGGAGCAAACCUUACGUGGCAACUCUGUCUUUGCACAGUCUCUUUGAAUUAAGAAGUUGUAUCUUAAAUGGAACAGUCAUGCUGGACAUGAGAGCAAGUACUCUAGAUGAAAUAGCAGAUAUGGUACUGGACAACAUGAUAGCCUCCGGCCAGUUGGAUGAAUCCAUAAGAGAGAACGUUAGGGAAGCUCUUCUGAAAAGGCAUCAUCAUCAAAACGAGAAAAAGUUCAGUAGUCGGAUUCCCCUCGUCCGAUCUUUUGCAGACAUAGGCAAGAAACAUUCUGAUCCUCACUUGCUUGAACGGAAUGGGGAAGGCCUUUCAGCCUCCCGCCACUCUUUGCGGACAGGCCUCUCUGCUUCCAACCUUUCUCUGAGAGGAGAAUCACCUUUGUCCCUUCUCAGCCACCUUAUUCCUUCUUCAAGAGCUGGGACCCCGGCAGGCUCCAGGUGUACAACCCCAGUACCCACCCCUCAAAACAGCCCACCUGCCAGUCCUAGCGUCGGCCGCCUGGCCUCCACCAGUUCCCAGCAGAGUCAGCAUCAGGCCCCAGAACUUCUGGUUUCACCUGCCAGUGAUGAUAUUCCCACAGUAGUAAUUCAUCCACCCGAGGAGGACUUAGAAGCACAGGAAGGCCAGGAGCAGAAGAAAGAGGAUAAUGUUGACAUGACACCAGGUAUUCUGGCAUCUCCACAAUCAGCACCUGGAAAUUUAGACAUUAGCAAAGGUGGAGAAGUUAAAGGUAAUGGAAGUGGAGGAAGCCGAGAAAAUAGCACAGUUGACUUCAGCAAGGUUGACAUGAACUUCAUGAGGAAAAUACCUACGGGGGCUGAGGCAUCAAAUGUUUUGGUGGGAGAAGUAGAUUUUUUGGAAAGACCUAUCAUUGCAUUUGUGCGGCUAGCUCCUGCUGUCCUUCUCUCAGGACUGACUGAAGUCCCGGUCCCAACAAGGUUCUUAUUUCUGUUGCUGGGCCCAGCAGGCAAAGCACCACAGUACCAUGAAAUUGGAAGAUCAAUAGCUACUCUCAUGACUGAUGAGAUUUUCCACGAUGUUGCCUAUAAAGCAAAAGAUCGAAAUGAUCUCCUGUCUGGAAUCGACGAAUUUUUAGACCAAGUAACAGUCCUGCCUCCAGGAGAGUGGGAUCCAUCUAUACGUAUUGAACCACCAAAAAGUGUUCCUUCCCAGGAAAAGAGGAAGAUACCUAUAUUUCCAAAUGGAUCUACUCCCUCAGGUGAGAUCCACAAAGAGGAGGGCCAUCAUGCUGGACCUGAGUUGCAGAGGACUGGAAGGCUUUUUGGUGGUUUGAUACUUGACAUCAAAAGGAAAGCACCUUUUUUCUUGAGUGACUUCAAGGAUGCAUUAAGCCUGCAGUGCCUGGCCUCGAUUCUUUUCCUAUACUGUGCCUGUAUGUCUCCUGUAAUCACUUUUGGAGGGCUCCUUGGAGAAGCUACAGAAGGCAGAAUAAGUGCAAUAGAAUCUCUUUUUGGUGCGUCGUUAACUGGGAUUGCCUAUUCAUUGUUUUCUGGGCAACCUCUUACAAUAUUGGGAAGCACCGGACCAGUUCUAGUAUUUGAAAAAAUAUUAUUUAAAUUCUGCAAAGAUUAUGGCCUUUCCUAUUUGUCUUUACGAACCAGUAUUGGUCUGUGGACGUCAUUCUUAUGCAUUGCACUGGUAGCGACAGAUGCAAGCAGUCUUGUCUGUUAUAUUACUCGAUUUACAGAGGAGGCUUUUGCAGCUCUUAUUUGCAUCAUAUUUAUUUAUGAAGCAUUGGAAAAACUCUUUCACCUGGGAGAGGUAUAUGCUUUCAACAUGCACAAUAACCUAGAAGAACUGACAUUGUAUUCGUGUGUCUGUGCUGAGCCUCCAAACCCUAACAAUGAAACUAUAGAAAUGUGGAAGAAAAUUAAUAAAACAGGGGAUACUAUUUCCUGGGGAAAUCUCACCAUUUCUGAAUGCAAAACCUAUCAUGGUGUGUUUGUUGGAUCAGCUUGUGGCCUCCAUGGGCCUUAUAUUCCUGAUGUUCUUUUUUGGUGUGUCAUCUUGUUCUUUACAACAUUUUUCCUUUCAUCUUUCCUUAAGCAGUUUAAGACCAAGCGCUAUUUUCCUACCAAGGUGCGAGCAACAAUCAGUGACUUUGCUGUAUUUCUCACAAUAGUCAUAAUGGUUGCAAUUGACUACCUUGUAGGAGUUCCUUCUCCUAAACUUCAUGUUCCUGAAAAGUUUGAGCCUACUCGUAAAGAUAGGGGUUGGAUCAUAGACCCUCUUGGAGAAAAUCCUUGGUGGACAUUAUUAAUAGCUGCUAUUCCAGCCCUACUCUGUACAAUCCUUAUUUUCAUGGAUCAACAAAUUACAGCAGUAAUCAUAAACAGAAAGGAGCAUAAACUGAAGAAAGGAGCUGGCUACCACCUUGAUUUGCUCAUGGUUGGUGUUAUGCUAGGAGUUUGCUCCAUCAUGGGUCUGCCUUGGUUUGUGGCUGCAACAGUGUUGUCUAUAAGUCACGUAAACAGCUUAAAAGUGGAAUCUGAAUGCGCAGCUCCAGGGGAACAACCCAAAUUUUUGGGAAUCCGGGAACAGCGAGUGACUGGGUUAAUGAUUUUUGUUCUGAUGGGCAUGUCUGUGUUCAUGACCUCUGUGUUAAAGUUUAUUCCAAUGCCAGUCCUUUACGGUGUUUUCCUUUACAUGGGAGCUUCUUCACUCAAAGGCAUCCAGUUUUUUGACCGUAUAAAGUUAUUUGGAAUGCCAGCAAAACAUCAACCUGACCUGAUAUACCUGCGUUACGUUCCAUUGUGGAAGGUCCACAUCUUUACAGUUGUUCAGCUCACGUGUCUGGUUCUUUUAUGGGUGAUCAAAGCUUCAGCUGCUGCAGUAGUUUUCCCCAUGAUGGUUCUGGCACUGGUGUUCAUACGCAAGCUCAUGGAUCUAUGUUUCACCAAACGAGAACUUAGUUGGCUUGAUGAUCUCAUGCCUGAAAGUAAGAAAAAGAAGGAAGAUGAUAAAAAGAAAAAGGAGAAAGAGGAAGCUGAAAGGAUGCUUCAGGUUAGUGACAGUGAAAGGGUGCACCUUCCAUUUGAAGGGAGAAGUCUCUUGCAGAUUCCUGUUAAGGCUCUAAAAUACAGUGUUGAUCCCUCAGUUGUAAACAUAUCAGAUGAAAUGGCCAAAACUGCACAAUGGAAGGCACUUGCUAUGAACACUGAGAGUGCCAAAGUAACCAGAUCUAACACGAGCCCUGAAAAACCAAUAAGUGUGAAAAUAAAUUUGGAAGAUGAACCUAUGCGGAAAUAUGUCGAUGCUGAAACUUCAUUAUAGAACGGAACCAAGAGGAAUUAUAUGUGUGUGCGUGUGUGUGUGUGUGAUGUAUUUGUAUAUAUCAUUACUGGUUGUCAUACUACUGAAGUGUGAUCACCUUGUUUCUUGAAGCAGUGUACUCCAAGCAUUAUGCCGAGAGUGGUAGAGAUUGUGUACAUAUAAGGAUAUAGAUAUGUGGUUAAUACCCUUCAGAUAUUUAUUCUUUCAUUUUAAAAUAGGAAGAUGGGGCAAGAUGCAUAUGUAUAUUCCCUCCUCCCCUGCAAAUCUAUGUGUGCAUCAAAAGUAAUUCAGAUCAGCCUUAGCUUAUAAGUAACAGUCCACAUUUUAGAAUCUUGUGGUGUGAGUUAAGUUCUAAUCUGAUAUAUUGGAAAAUCUUUGGUGCAGUCCAGCUAUUACUCUGAGUCUUUGUGGGAAGCAGAAGCACCAUUCAUGUGUUAGUGAGGUCUUGACUUAGCUUUGAGGUAUGUGGAUCAUCUGCUCACCUUCUAUCACAUUCACUUUUCCCAGAGUUGACCUUGCAGUCCUCACUGUUUUUGAAAAAGUACCCAAAGAACCAAGAAAAAAAUAAAAUCCAACUCUUAUUUACUUUGCAGCGCUCAAGUAGAAAUAUGUGAUUUUAAAAUGUAGUUCACCCGUAAGCCAAUCCUGGCUAUUCUGUAUAUCCACAAUUAUUAUUUUCAUACAGUAUAGAAUGGCUCAACAGUUAAAUAAGAUCUAUCAUAUGUGAGGUCUUGUUCCUUUUAAUUCUUUAGAAAUGGUCAUAAUUACAGAAUAGUCAAAGACUCCAAGGAUUUGUUCUUUGCCUUGCAUUUGCAAAACUCAUACAGAGAGUGAAAGUUAAGCAUACAGUGGGGCAGAACAGAACCUCUCUCACCAAAAGAAAUUCUCAUUUUUUUUAAGAUGUUUUCAUUUAUUAUCGGGUGUAAUUUUUGAUCAUUUUAAGUGUGAGUAAAUUAUCAGGAGCUAGAAUUGUAGAAGGGUCUAUAAUCAGUAUUACUUUUCAAGCUUUAAGAUUUACCUUUGGAUUUCGUGUUUACAGUUACAUUCUUCCCAUUGUAAAAACAAGAAAACUAUUUAAUAGCAUGCUUUAUUUUUAUCUUUAAGCAUUUUAUUUAUUUUAAUUGGUAGAAAGCUUAAAUGUAACACAACAGAAGAUAAUAUUCAGUACAGUAAAUGUCCUUUGUAAAUAUUGGAGCCUUUUGGCGUUGAUGAUUUUCGAGAAACGUGGUUGAAAAAUAUGAUACGUUUGAUGUUAUGGUACCUUUUAAGCACUGCCAUGUUAGGUUUUUGUUUUUGGUUUGGUUUUUUUAGGAAAUUAGCAUUUCAUGUAAAGCUUACACUGUUAUUUACAAACCUGCUUUGCGAUAUUAUUCUUGUUUGUUUUUGCAUUAUUUUUAGUUACCUACACUUUGUCUUUUUAUGUGCUCAUAGUUUUAACCCCCAACUUUAAAUAAAUAUUAUUAUUAAACCUGUAGGACUGGAUGAAUGGGAUUUCACAACUGAUUUGGCAAGAGGAUAUCAUAAAAAUCAAACAGGUAUUGAAUCGGUACUAAGUAUCUAGAGCAGUGUCAGAAUAUUAAGAAUUGACCAUGACAUAAUUCAGCUAUUCCCUAUCACUUUAUAAUAAAAAUAUGAAGAAAUAGAUGUAUAAAAUGAAUACUGCUUCACAAAUUGAAAGCGAAAGGCUGAAUUGUUAGCUGUAGCUAAAUGUAUCUAAGCUAGGAACAGAAAUGUUUCUCUUCCAUUGUUUAGCUUUUCUAGCCUCAGAAUGUGCUAUUUUAAAGAAACAGUUACCAGAAUGAUGAAAUCCACCGGAAAACCGAGGGUGGAAAUAAAUUUGCUCUUCUCUAGAAAAUCUGUCAGCUACUGGUAGGCCUGUGGAGGUACUGUCUAAAAAGGAUUAUUUCUUGCUCCACCUGCAGUUGAUAUACAGAGCGUUAUUCCAGGUGCUUGUUACUGUAAUGUUCUUCCAAUUAUAUAAUUCUCUGUACUUUCAACUAAAGUAUCAUUUCCCCAAACCCAAAUAUAUGUUGCUAACUGUGAGUUUGUGGACCGCCUAUUUGCCCCAGUUUCUUAAAGCAUUUUGAAGUUGAAUGUGGAUAUGAAAGGGCUGACACUUUUGACCCUUUUACAGGAAGUUUUUUUUUAAAAAAAAAAAUUGUAAAUUCCCAGUGAUCAUAGCUUGGUGAUUUUUGUUUAAUAAUGCAAAUUAUCCAGUUCCCAAAAAAGUAUGAAUUACAAACACUUUACUGUCAAGAUUGAUUUUUUUCCCAGUGUUCUUGAUAGUAUUUUCUGCCUUUUCAAAAACCACUUAAUAUGCAUAAAACCUAUUACUUCUUUGAAUAAUCUAUAAAAGAACAGUAGUAGCUCAUGCUUAAGUAAUUUACUGCUUAUUUUCCUUUACUGAAAAUGUUAUUUCUCCCACUGUAUUUUAACCAGACAAAUAUGGCAUUUAUUUAAGACAGUGAAGGAUAUUAUUCACUAUAUGUUAUUUGAAAAUGUUGCCUUAAUAGGUGUAAAUGAGCAGUAGUAAUUACUGCGCACUGACUUACCUCAGGGUGCAAAAUUAAAAAGCAACAACAAAUCAAUGAAGCCAAUCUUCAUUUCCAUUUCAAAAAUACAUUGAACUAAAAGUCCUGCACUUUCGUAGAUGCCUUGGUUGCCAGGGAUGGAGUUUUAGUGCUACUGAAUACCUACCUACCUGGCUCCGGAGCCACCUCAGGAGUUCCCUCUCACUCUCCCGUUUUUAUUUAUUUAUAGAUGUGUGUUUACGUAUACUGUAAUGGGUCCUAAUUUUGACCUCCCACAGAUUUUCUUCUGAAUGGUGUCCAUUUUAAAGCAGGAAUUUUUAAAUCUGAUUAAACCUUAUUAACUUCCUUAUGCCCUAAGAAAGGUUCUGAUUGUUCUUCAUUUCUGUUGUGCUGAAGUCAGGUACACUUGUGUGCUUUUUUCCAAAAAAAAGCUGUUGUCCAAUCCCUGAUGAUUUGUCUCAAACAGCGGCGUAAAAAAUGUCCAAGCUAGCCAAGUUUAUUGCAGAAUUUAGAGCAGAUUCAAGUAUGCUAAUGUGUGCAUUCGUCUGCUUAAUUUCAAGCAUCAGCUGUUUCAUUUUCAUGUAACAAAAAUCUCCACUGAUCUAAUCCCAAAUGCAUUUAUCUGUAUACACAAAAACUUUCAAACUUUUGCUCCUUGCAACGUCAAGUUUAAAGUGCUGUAAAAAUAUAUCUGAAAUAGAAGAAUAAGAGAGCUUGCUAUUUUAAAGGGUUAUAUUCUGUAUAUACAUUCUGUAAUGGUGCAAAACAAAUUGAAAUAUUGUUUUAAAUGCACAAGUGGAAAACACGAGCCAUCAGUACAUCAUGUUGAUUCUGAUUUUCAUUUUUGUCAUGUUAAAUAAUAUAAUGGUUGAAAAGUACUCAUGUAGGUCAGAUUUUUGCAGUUCAGAAGUGAAAGAUGUCUUGUUCUGUAAUAACAGUAAUUUAUUUUCUAGAAAGUUAAUUUGACUUCACUGGAGUCUAAAGUAGUGUUCUAAAUGCAAAAAAUAUCUAAGUAAUUUUAAUAUAAAGCAGUUUUAUUUUGUAAAUUUUUAGUAAAAUGUCAACUGAAGGGAGUUUUAGUUGAAAAUGAAACCAUUAUCCUAAUGAUCACAUUUCCUAUUUAAUUUAGCACAAGCUGACAUUAUAUAGCCAACUUGGAGUUCUGUGUUUAAACACCCAGUCUGCUUUUGGGUUUUUUUUAAAUACAACAAGUUAUUGAGCAGCGAGCGACUUGUCCUUUGAAAGAAUGUUUUUCUUUUUGUUGCUAUACUGUGUAGGGAUGCUUUUUGGGGGUGUCUUCCAAUGUUCACAUUUGACUGAACAAAAAUUGAAUUUUGGUGUUCACUAUAAUAUUUGAUAACUCGAGAUGUAAUUACAUGGAACCGUUCCAAUUUUUUAUGACUCUUUUCUAAUUACAGUGGUAAUGUUUUCUUCUUUUGUAACAAAAUCCAAAGUUAAACAUUAUCCUAAAUGUAGAACCGAUAUUUUUAGUUUCUAAGAAGUAUGUGUCUCUCCGGUGUCUAUAAUGUGAAAGAUCCUACCUUUCAAAUUUGUUUUCAUACCUUAGGAAAAAACUAUUUUUUGUAAUCUUACUGAAGUUGACAAAAGCAAUAAAAGUCUACUGAACAAUGUUGCUAAA